This is a messenger RNA of Toxotes jaculatrix (banded archerfish), 2104 nucleotides long. RefSeq names its product protein tyrosine phosphatase non-receptor type 18 (gene ptpn18). The record is from RefSeq and is a predicted model, not a curated record. Bases 279 to 1721 code for a protein of 480 amino acids. The transcript has 16 exons. Gene Ontology annotation, cellular component: nucleus; cytoplasm. Gene Ontology annotation, biological process: peptidyl-tyrosine dephosphorylation. NCBI's taxonomy places the organism in Eukaryota, Metazoa, Chordata, Actinopteri, Toxotidae. Gene Ontology annotation, molecular function: non-membrane spanning protein tyrosine phosphatase activity.
ACAAUUCUCCUCUGUUAAAUUAUUAACUUACAGAGAUCAGAUGUAAAAACAGAAGCGAAACACAGGCAGACAGAGGUAAAGAGAGAACUAACAGCACACAACAGAGGUCGAGAGAGGUAGACAGAAGACACACAGAGAGAGAGAGAGAGAGAGAGAGAGAGAGAGAGAGAGGUUAAUGCCAGUACUGGCUGCUGUGACUCUGACAGAGACAGUCAGUCAGAGGAGGAGCUCAGGUGUUGGAUGUUUUCUCAUGUUUGCUGGAUGUUGUUUGAUGCGACAUGGAGCUGCUGCCCUCGCUGAUGUCCUCCCUGAGGACUGUGGACCCUGCUGUUCUGGAUCAGGAGUACAGCGUGGUGCGUUCACAGACCUUGUUGUUGAAGAGAGAUCUGCGUUUGACCACUGGAGCCGGAGCUCUGAAGGAGAACAUCAAGAAGAACAGAUACAAAGACAUCCUGCCAUAUGACCAGUCUCGGGUGGUGUUGUCUCUGGUGACCUCAGACUCAGACUCUGAUUACAUCAACGCGAGUCUUAUCAAGGGGGCGUCAGCAGACAACAGGUACAUCGCCUCUCAGGGUCCUCUCAGCUCCACUCUGACUGACUUCUGGAGGAUGAUCUGGCAGCACGAUGUCAAGGUGAUAGUCAUGGCCUGCAGAGAGAUAGAGAUGGGAAAGAAGAAGUGUGAGUGUUACUGGGCUCCGGUUCAUCAGUCUGCUGUGUUUGGACCGUUCACUGUCCACAGUCAGGGGGAGACACAUCCCAACGAGGACAUGGUGGUCAGAACUCUGACGGUCACAUACCAGCAGGACAGCCGUUCAGUGGUUCAGUAUCAGUUCCUGGCAUGGCCGGAUCACGACAUUCCCUACGAGGCUGCUGGAGUCCUGGACCUGCUGGAGAGAGCCAGAAACAGCCAGAGAACACACACCUCGCCUCUGCUGAUACACUGCAGUGCAGGCUGUGGGAGGACAGGAGUCAUCUGUGCUCUUGACUACAUCCAUGACCUGCUGGUUACCAAGAUCACAACAGACUUCAGCAUCAUGAAGAUCGUCCUGGAGCUCAGGAGACAGAGACCGUCCGCGGUCCAGACCAAAGAUCAGUAUCAGUUCAUCUACACGGCUGUCGCCUGCAUGUUCGAACGAGCCCUGCAGUCGACCAGCCAGCAGCUCUACUGCAACACAAGUGAGCUAAAGAAACCAGAGAAGAAAACAACAGUGACACCUGGUUCCUACACCAAGAGAUCAUCAAAGCCGACUGACAUGAACGAUACAUAUGCUGUGGUCAACAAGGCUAGACAUUCUCAACCACCACCAACAAGCCCCACCCAGUCUGUUACAGCCCCUCCCAGAGCCAACAGGACGCUUCCCUCCUCCCACCACUAUGACAACGACCCCUCAGGAGCAUCAGCGGCUCCGGUCUACAGCUCCGUCAGACCCCGGGCCAAACCAUACAGCCUGCUCUCUGCCACGCACACCUACGACAGCGCAACAUCACCCAAUCCCAGGCCGGGGGAGGGGCUACUGUCCUCGCACAGCAGUGGAGAAUAUCAGCUGGUGCCAGCUGAACAGCAUUCACCAGCAGACGAUGAUGAUUAUGAAGAGUUUUCCUCUUCAGUCACAGACAUGUCCAACUUCUGUCCACCUGGUGGCAUCGGGUUUAACUGUCGCAUUCAGAAGCCCAGAGGACCCAGAGAUCCUCCUGCUGAGUGGAGCCGACUGGAGAGAUGAACUGGUUAGACUGGACUUUACUGGUUUACAGUCGACUGAGUAAAAUGAGACUCUGUCAGUGUGUUGACUUUCAGCUGAACUGGACUGAGGCUCGUUGUGUGUGAUUCGAUGUGACUUGUUGUUUUGUCAUGCCGUCUUCAAACGUCUCCUGAUUUCAGUGUGUGCGUGUGUGUGUAUGUGUGUGUGUGUGUAUGUGUGUGUGUGUGUGUACCUUCCAGUACAGAUGGGGAUCGGGUUCGUCAGCUCAGAUGCUCAGCGACUUUCACUUUCACCUGGUCACUCAGACUAAUUCUGACUUUUUUACUCAGAAAUUAACUUGACAACAACAACAACAACAAAUUAUACUGAAAACAAACUGUUAAACUAAAGGUUGUUCUGAAUGA